AUGGCAUUUUUUGACAUUUGCAGUAUCGGUCGAAAAAAAUACCUUUCAGUUCAAAAUGGCAUCGGCGCGUCGGCAGCAGCAGCAGCGGCGGCGAUUCAACAACAGAAAUUUAUUGAAAAUUUUCUCUCUGAACAAACAGCCGCCAAUAAUUCAAUUGUUGAAAAGAUUCAGUUACAACAGGUUUGUUCACAAGCAGUUUCAUCUGCUAAGAAUAUUGCUGAGAUGGACAGUGAGCAAAUUGGAGAGCACAUAUCCGAUUUAAUUAUGAAACAUACAGCGAUUUUAGAAGAAAAUCCAAGUCAAAUAAAGCGACGUGCCUAUCAUCGUCAAGCAGGACGUCCAUCGUCAAUGGAAAUUCAGUUAGAAACUCAGAGUCAGGAUAAUUCUUCUGGAAGAGCAUAUACAUCACGUAAUCAUUCAUUAAUUGACACUCAUCCUAAUUCAGUUCGUACUAUAUUAGGUGGAUCGUUAGCCACUGGGCAGCCAGUGUUACGCUUCCUUGACAAGAGUAUAGUAUCACUUGAAUACGCUGAUGAUUUAGUCCUUUUUGCUGAUAGUAAUGAAAUGCAAAUAAUGUUAAAUAAUGUGCCAACAACUGCAGCGAGAAUUGAACUUAAAAUCAAUGUAAAUAAAAUGAAAUCGUCUUGUAUGAAUUCGCUCCUAACGUUAUCAAAUGAUACGAGUGAUUCAAAACAGCCUUCUACAUCAUCGUCGUUGAUAGUCCUUGAAAAUCGACAUCCUCUAAAAAGACGUCUUCUAGCAGCUGCAGAAAAUGAUGAACCUAAACCUUCAACGAGUAAAUUGGCAAAAUUAGCAUCAGAGGAACAUGUGAAAGAUAUUAAACCAGCUAUGUCUGAUGCUAUAACUAAUCCCCUAUCGAAUUCAUUUUUUUCGCAGUUCAAUAACUGUAUUCAAUUAAAUUCGAACCAAAUUCCACCGGUUGAAUCAAAAGUUUCUUCAUCGCAAAAAGAGCGCGCCGUUGAUGUAAGUAGGCCGUAUAUUUUGACACUGAACGAUACGAUUAAUAUUCGCAGAGAAGCUAUAUUACAACCAAGAUGUCGUCUUCGAAGUCUAACUACAGAGACUUAUGCAUGUUCGAAGGCACAUAUGAUGUAUUUCGAGGCAAAGGGCAAUUUCAGUUUCUACACCAAUUAUCAGCAGGCAAAAAUCAAUGAUGAAGAAGCCAAGAAGAAUAUCUUAUAUAUGAGCUCUUAUUCUUCAAAACCAAGAGCAGGUAUUAAACGAAAAUGGCGUUUUACAACUGCGAUGCGUGAAAUGGGAGUUUUGAAAGCAACACAUUCAUCAUUUUGGGAUUAUUCAACAAAGAUUCGUAUGCAUCAAAAUAAUGCCGUUAAUGGUUUUGUAAUAACAAAUAAUCUCAUAUCAAGUCAGAACAACAAUAUUUCUGUGGAUAAAGUAAAACGUGAAGCUUUAUCUAUCGUUUCUACAAUUACAACUACUUCAGUUACCACAACUAUAACAUCAGCUGGCAUCGCGUUUGGCGCUUCAGUUGAUUCAAAAAGCAUAGAAGGAGAUCCAUCCAUUCCAACGUUGAAUGCAAGUGAGGAUCCUAGCAAAAAGAAUACGAAAUUGAAUCUUAAAGAAUCUUCUCCAAAAAUAUCUAUGAUUCAGCGUAUAGUAGGUGGUUAUCGUACAGAUGAAGUUUAUGUUUAUGUGAGAGGAAGAGGACGUGGACGUUACAUUUGUGAUCGUUGUGGUAUUCGCUGCAAAAAGCCUUCAAUGCUUAAAAAACAUAUAAAGUCACACACAGAUAUAAGGCCGUAUAACUGCAAGCAUUGCAAUUUUAGUUUCAAGACAAAGGGAAAUCUUACAAAGCAUUUGCAAUCCAAAGCUCAUAAGCGCCGAACAUGCGAAAAACAAAGUUUGGGUGACGAGCAGGAUUAUGAUAGUGAUCAGGAUAGGUUGGAAAUUGCCAGUCAACCUGGUUCAAGUAACAGAGAUCCUCUCUUUGAUGAUGAUUGGUCAAUUAAUCUUUCAUUUAUUUACUGUAUUGUUUUAUAUCAAAAUAUUUUUUUGUUGCUAUUUAUUUUAUAUGUCCAUCCAUUUGUUUUUUUUGCAGAAAACAUUCUUUUUGAACGUAAUAUUCACACUCCACCAUCUUUUUGGAUGGUUGGUGAAACAACAGUUUAUUGGCCAGAUUCAGAACGACAGCGGCUAUGUCAUAGCGCUCCGCCAGCCGCUUCUCUUUCUCCAUCUCUUCGUAAACGAGAAAAGAAUGAAAAGGAGUCUCCGACAAGUGGAUCUGGAGAUGAAUUAAAAUUAAUAAUAAAUACAUAUGAAGAUGAAAUAGAGCAAUCUGAUGUAAUUCCUUCUGAUACACCAGUGUCUUCUGAAUUCGCACCAGAGAAUGAAUUUUUUGUCUUUAAGGAAAUGGUGUGCGAUAUUUGCGAUCGUGUGUUUCGAAAAGCUACAGAAUUGGCUCUACAUCGCCACACACAUUCACUUGAACAACAAAAUGCAAAAACUCGUUCUUAUCAUUGUACGGAAUGCAAGCAUAGCUUUCGAUCAAAAAGUCUGCUUAAUCGGCACAUAGAAGUGGUUCAUAGCAACGCUAAGCGGCAUCGUGAAAACAACGAUUCGGAAACUGCGAGCAGUGAUCCUCGUGCUUUUCGUUGCACUGAUUGUGAUAUCGGUUUUCGUAAACAUGGUAUUCUGUCUAAACAUCUUCGUUCGAAAGGUCAUGUUGCAAAAUUAGAAAGCCAAGGUAAAUUACCAGAAGAUGCACUUGCUCUUAUAUCAAAUGAAUCAAAUAUUUCGUGUUUAAAUCGGAUUGAUACGACUGAUUGUGAGCGAACUCGUCUAUCUCUAAUUGCAAUUCUCGCUUCUCUUCGAGAUUCUGCUUCAUUAGAAUGUCGAGAACAACUUAUGCAAUCGCCAGCACCGCCAUCUAAUCGUAUUGCAUUCACGCCAAGACGGCGUUCCGUUGCUUCAUUUUCAGUUAGUAGUUCCAACAAGCGUUCCUCAACAAAGAAGUGCGAUAACAGUAACACAUCAUUGAAUCAGAAUGAGGCAAUGAACAAAAAAAGCGAUUCCGUUUUGCUUCUCAAAACAAAUGAGGACCUUGCUGGGAAAUCGAUUUCAGCUAACAUAUGGAUACCACCAAAGUCUGACUUAUCAUUAUUAAAUGAUCGACGCCUUCUAGAUAAUUCACUUUCAACGCGAAAUUUAACGGAUUCAUCUGCAUUUUCGGACAAUGGAUCAUCAGUUCGAUCAGAUGAAGCAAACAGUGAUGGGGCUUGUAGAAGCGAAAGUUCCACACCUACACAAAAACUGCUGGGCAGUGUGGCUGCAUCACCUUUGCUUCCUAUUUCUACCCGUUGUACUGUUUGCAAUGCUAACUUUGAAACGGCGUUCGAUUUACAGGUCCAUUUACAUGCAGAUCAUAUCGAACUUCGAGAUGGAAAUGAUUUUCGUUGCCCGACGAGGGGCUGUGAUAAAGUAUAUCCAAAUAGAGAAAAUUUAAGGUUACACAUUGCUGCUCACUUUUAUGGCGGUGGAGCAACUCCAGUUCGCGAAGGUUGUGAAGAAAAUGAAGGCGCUACCACUAUUCUUUCGGAAAUGAUUGGUAGCAGUGGUUUUCAUCGAAAAUUAGCAGGUAACAAUAGUUCAGAUCAACAUGCGAAUUCAGCUCCCAACCACAGCCCUGGAAUACCAGAAGAAUCACGUACGCCUACCUGUCCAAGAAUAUAUAGUUCAACAAGCAAAUAUACGACCGAAUCAAAUGGUGUUUCUCAAACAGUAUCUUUCAUCAGGACAAAACUAGAAGAAUCAAGAAAUGAUCAAAUUGUAAAUAAUUGCGUUAGCAGUGAUAACGAUACUGUUGAUCAAGAAGAAUCGAAUUCAAAAGAUCGCCAAACACCUAUAACCGCUACUGCUUUACCAUGUGCUAUAUGCGGUUCUUGUUUUCCAGAUGCAUUUAUUUUGCAGAAACAUUGGUUAUCACAUGUCUGUGAUCGUCCUCACAUUUGUAAACUAUGCGAUGCUGGUUUCACUACAGUGGAAGCGCUUAAUGCACAUACACUAACUCAUCAAAACGUAAUUUUUUUAUUUUUUUAUAUUUUUAUUUUAUUAUUUUUUUUUAUUUUUUUUUGUAAACUGCAUUUUUUGGGGUACUUUUUGGUUAUUUGA
Dracunculus medinensis (Guinea worm) is the source of this 4149-nucleotide messenger RNA. The record is from the annotation of a GenBank genome assembly. Lineage: Eukaryota; Metazoa; Nematoda; Chromadorea; Rhabditida; Dracunculidae.